Molecule: messenger RNA, 2669 nt
Organism: Zootermopsis nevadensis
Lineage: Eukaryota; Metazoa; Arthropoda; Insecta; Blattodea; Termopsidae
Product: odorant receptor 10
Biological process (GO): detection of chemical stimulus involved in sensory perception of smell; sensory perception of smell
Cellular component (GO): plasma membrane
Molecular function (GO): odorant binding; olfactory receptor activity
Source: RefSeq, a predicted model, not a curated record
UACAUACGCUCCACCGGUUUCAAGCCGAGGAUAUGGAAGCUGCACUCAAGGAUCAUAGCAACAGCUUCGCAGAGGAGCAACCGACCCAUGUGCACUUUCUUGAUCUCUCCUGAAACACAAUAUGGAGAGAUUGCAUAAUGUCAAAUGACAUGAGAAGGAUGAUCAUAAUUGUGAAUACAAAGGAUUCUGAUGGAGAUGGUCACCAACUAAUUUAAAGGUGCCAUCCCAACAUUUGUACGCAGAAAAUGAUGAAAAGAAACCUCAGUCAAGACAGUUGGUAUGCUGGCUAAGUUACAAACUGCGCACCUCCCAAACACAAGCGUGGAGCUAAAUUUUCUUGAUAACCAAGGAAAGGAAAUUUACAUAUUUUUUUCUGGUCACAACUACUAUUUCAGUCGUGGUCUGUUAUUAAGCCCAUAUCACUGCAAGGUGUCAGCUAAAUACAUUUAAAAUCAAUUUUAAAACUGUAGCAGGCUACUCUCAGACAACAAACACAAUUUUACAUGGCCCUGACCUAACUUACAGAUGAAGGAAGCAGUACAUCCAGAAUUACAACUCUCAACACUCUGCCUGUACCAAGAAAAGUAAUGUUCACAAUUUGCAUUCUGCUGCUACAGAAGGAAAGACGAUUUUCUAAUAGCAUAUCUCUGUUAUAUAACGUCCAUGAUUAUGAAUAAUUUUAGUUAGAUAUGUAAAAUUAUGUAUGUGAAUUGUCAACAAAUUUGUAUAAAACACUGUUUAUGAUGAAAAUAUACUAACAAGAUCAUGCAAUCUUAUAAAGAUAAAUAAAGUUCUCCUUCUGGAAACAAAAUCAGUAAGCAAGGUAUUAGGGCAUGCCUGACACAGACUUUCUGUUCUUUCUUCUUACGUAAUAAAAGUAAAAAAAUCUGAAGUGAAAAAAAUUCAUUUUCUUUCUCCCCACAUUCCCUAAUGUACACAUUAGCUGACAACACUAAACAACCAACAUGUGACAUGAAUUUGGCUGAAUGUGAAAGCCAAAGAGGGGUAACUAAUUGGUUAAUACCUAAAUGACUGGUUACUGUGGGGAACUGUAUGACAAACACAGGUGCCAUAUACAAAUGAAGGCAUGAAAUAUGAACAGCAGCUAAAAACUGGAACAUGCAAGAACUCUAAUAAAAACAUACAGACAAGAAGAUAUAUAACAAAAACUUACUAUUGACUAAAAACUGUACACAUGUAUUCCACAAGCAAUGCAAAUUUAAUCAACAAUUAUAAAAUGCAAAAAUUUCACUGCUAUGAGAAGCACUAUGACAAGUUUCACCGGUCAGUCUCUACGCAGCCAUGGAUCCCCGUACAUCUGAGGUUUACAUGUAUACACAGUUGAAAAUUUCAAGGGUGUUGGGUAUAUGGCCUUAUACUGAGCAAACCAUGCUCUGGAAGAAAAUUCUUUCCAAAACUGUGUUUUACUCAAUGUUGGGUAUUAAAUUCUGUACUCUGCUUGCAGUCUCCUACCAUAUCUUUCUCAAAUGGGGUCAUCUGCCAGAUCCAUAUGAGACUAUUGUAGUACUGACAGCACAUUUCAACACAAUCUUUGGCAUGCUGUACAUACCUAUCAGGAUAAGCAAGUUUUUACUUCUUCUUAAGACAAUGGACGAUCAUUUUAUCAUACCAACAGAUUCAACACAACAGCAUUUAUUUGAGGAAACCAUGAGAUCAGCUUCUUUUGUCACCAAGAUGUUCCUUGGGUCAGCUCUAUCGACUGGAGUUUCUUAUGCUGUUAUUCCUUUCACCGCCUACACAAAUGGAACCAUGAAUCAUCCUCUGCCAUUUCAUGCAGCACUUCCAUUUGACAUAACACAAACUUCAAGCUAUUGGAUGGCAUAUUUUCUACUGGAGAUCAGUAUGUUUACAUUGUGUAUAAACGGUUCAGUUAACUGCGACUUCUUUGUGUCAAUGAUAAUAAAGACAACGUGUCAAUUCCGUUUUCUACAACGUAUGAUCGCCGACAUUAAAGAAGAAGCAAUCAAGAGAAACAAACAGAAACAGCAGGACAAAAGUAAGAAAGCCAGCCACACCGAUGGGACACAAUCAGAAAUUUCAAUACUUAGUCUUACGGACACAAAUAAAGAUGACAAACUGACAACAAAGGAAGAUGAUAAAACCCAUGGGGAAGAACUAGACUGUGAAUUCCUCCAAAGACUGUCAGAAUGUGUCAAGUACCACCAACUACUGCUGCAGUUUGUUCAUGAUCUGAAAACUGCAGCCAGCCCAUUCAUGUUAUUUCAAGUAUUGAUUUACGUUAUAUUUCUGUGUAUGAAUGUACUUGGCAUGUCAACGGUCCCAGUACUCAGCAGUGAGUUUGCCAACACACUGAUCUUUGUCAUUUGCGUCCUAUCACUGCUGUUACUUUUAUGUUGGUAUGGGAAUGAGCUCACAAUUCAGAGUCUGGAAGUGGCGCAAGCUGCCUAUGAAUGUGACUGGUGUGAUGGUUCCUCAAGCGCCAAGAGGUCACUUGUCAUGAUUAUGUCAAGGGCUCAGAAACCUGUUAAGCUCACUGCAUGGAAAUUCUUUGAUGUUGAUCUUAAAAUGUUCACUGCGGUGCUGAGGGCAACCUAUUCCUACUAUCAAGUACUGCACGAAGUAUACACUGAAUAAGGAAGAAGAACAAACAAUUAACAGAAUGCCAAUAAAGAUUACAAUCAAAACAA